Penaeus chinensis is the source of this 1548-nucleotide messenger RNA. RefSeq names its product adhesive plaque matrix protein-like. The coding region runs from base 1 to 1548 and encodes 515 amino acids. The transcript is spliced from 5 exons. Gene Ontology annotation, cellular component: extracellular matrix. NCBI's taxonomy places the organism in Eukaryota, Metazoa, Arthropoda, Malacostraca, Decapoda, Penaeidae. The record is from RefSeq and is a predicted model, not a curated record.
AUGCUGCUGACUCACCCAGAAUUGCUCAAAGUCAUGGUCACUCUCUGUAUCUCGCCGGCAGCCCCGCCCGCAGGAACAUUUCACGCCCUCACGCCCAUCACCCACCGCCACCACGCCCACUCCCCACGCCCUUUUCCUAUCGUGGGAUAUAUAAAAGGAUGGUGUGAUCGCUUAGGCACACCAUUCACCAUACUGGCACCAGAGCUCAAUAUGAAGGUGGCACCUUGGACCUUCGUACUACUCGCGGCUGCAGUCUCUUCUGUGGCUGCCGAUUCAACAAAGGCUAAGACCCCAGGCGACCUCCCCGCCCGCUCCCCGCCUACGUACAGAAUUCCCCCUGCACACAGACCCCCUCUCACACACAAACCCCAGCCUUAUCGUAAGACUCCAGCUCUUCAUAAUCCUACGCAGUACGAUUAUGAUCCUCCGUCCCAGGCAACCAAUACAGCUCAAAGGAACUCGACAUUGGCUCAUAAAAGAUAUCCAUUUCCUACGCAUCAACUGCAAAGUUCAGAUCUCCUUAGUAAUACCCACGAACUGGAGCCGGUGUUCGGAGCUCAGAACCAAUUGCAGAAUUCCACACAUACCUUCGAUUACUCUGUCAAGGACACCUACUCCGGCAACGACUUCGGCCACCAGGAGUCCCGCGACGGCGACGACACCCAGGGGUCGUACUACAGGACUUAUAAACUACGGCCUACUUACAAACCUCAAAGGACUUAUAAACUACGGCCUACUUAUAAGCCUCGGCUCUUUCACAAAUUAGAGACAAGUCACAACAUUCAGCCCACUUAUGCGCCUACUACGAAAACUCUUCCCGUCCACCCACCCACUAAGAAACCUAAGCCCACUUAUCUACCCACUACGAGACCUCAGUCUUCCUAUCUACCUACUAAGAAAACCCAGUCUACUGAUCUGCUCACUGCUAAGCCACAGACCAGAUACCUAUCCGCUGAGAUAUCUCACCCCACUUAUCUACCCACUAAGAGACCUCAAUCUACCAGUCUACCUACUAAGAGACCUCAAUCUACAGGUCUAUCUACUAAGAAACCUCAGUCCACUUAUCUACUUACAAAAAACCCUCAAUCUACUUAUCUACCCACUAGAAGAACUACUUACCUGCCUACAUCGAAACCCCAGUCUAUUUCUCUACCUGCUUCGAAACCCCCACCUACUUAUCUACCCACCAGGAGGUCUCAGCCCACUUCUAUUACAGAUCUCCCAGCCACUUACUUGCUAACUGCGAAACCUCGGUCAACCCACCAACCCGCUAAGAGACCCAAACCUACUUACUUACCAACUGAAAAACCUCAACCUCCUUAUUUGUCGAGAGGUGAACCCAGACGUACUUAUGAAGCCUCUAAGAAACCUCAGACCACUUAUGAAGCCUCUAAGAAGCCACGGUCUACCCUCAGACCUCAGACCAACUCCAAACCUGGACGCAAGAGCCCCGAGACCGAAUUACAGCUCUUUGAUGGGCCUAUUGAAAGUCUUUCCUAUGUACCUGCGACAACAUAUAGGCCUGUUGUCCCUUAUACACCUAAUUAA